GCUUCUUCUCUUUCCCUCUCUCUUAUUUUUUUGACUCCUCUUUCCUUUCAUUCGGUGCUGGCUGUUAGUUUCUUUGUCUCCGAAGAGGAUCGGCCUGCUGUCAUGGAAGCCUCGGGAAGUUCUGUCAUUAGCCAGGAGCUGUCCUGGACCAAAAGUACCUUUGCUUUAGAUGGAGGAGAGAGGUGGAGGUGGAGAUGGCGGAAUUCUGAUACCGCCACCAGGAAUGUAUGUAUUACAUUGAUGGUAGGGAGAUGGUCCCAUAAAACAAGAAGACCGUAGUAGCCAUGGCCACGAUGGCUGUUUUCCUUCUUUUUUAUGGGGAACAACGGAGUUCAGUACCCAGUGUAGAUUAGUGGGUAUCAAACUUCCAGGAACUACUACCUUAGAGAGCCAAGCAAGCACAUUCAGUUAGUUCAAGUAGGUAGGAUUUAGUAGGAACCAACCGAUACAUGCGAGGGAGCAAGCAAAUAGCAAGCAGCCAGCAGCAAACAACAAGUACCUUCGAAGUACCACUCAGGCAUCGGAGUAGGUACUACUACUGUAGAGGGCUAGUGGUGGGUGCCA
Aspergillus welwitschiae is the source of this 564-nucleotide messenger RNA. RefSeq lists its product as uncharacterized. The transcript has a single exon. Bases 103 to 279 code for a protein of 58 amino acids. NCBI's taxonomy places the organism in Eukaryota, Fungi, Ascomycota, Eurotiomycetes, Eurotiales, Aspergillaceae. The record is from RefSeq and is a predicted model, not a curated record.